UCGAACCACAAGACAAGGCCAUGGCACCAAGUAACCUCGUUUGGUUCUUUUGACUUUGGUUCUAGUUCGACUACAGCUGUAAAAUCCAUUUGCUUCGGCUGCAUGUAUGAAAUGCUGAAAAGAAGCAUAAUUCUUCAUAAAAAAACUAAAGAAUGGCUAUCAGACAUAAACCUGAAGAACUUCAGUGCUUGUGACAAUAUUGCAACUGUCUAUCACAUCAACAAUAGGAACCUGAGCAGCACCUUCAUCAACCUCCCGACCAAUACAAGACAUAUUAAAACCAUACACAUUCUCCCAGAAUGGGAUACUGGUGGCUCCUCUUCCAAAUCCAGCUACAAACUGCAAAUAAAAACAGUCAAAACUAUUUAUUACAAUUUACAA
Striga asiatica is the source of this 381-nucleotide messenger RNA. Lineage: Eukaryota; Viridiplantae; Streptophyta; Magnoliopsida; Lamiales; Orobanchaceae. The record is from the annotation of a GenBank genome assembly.